CCCUCGUCUAAUUUGGCUUUUCGACCUUUUAUAUCUUUCAACCUUUCCUUGGUCUAUCAAAGCGAUUCGGCAUUGAUCAUUUUCAUCUUGCAAGGCGUUCCGGACCAUCCAUGAAAUGGCUCAUGGUGUAUAGAUUGCUCUUGUCAAGCGUGGCCGCGAAGCUUUCCGCUGCGGUCGUUGCAGACUCGAGCCUGUUUUCGAGCGCGAUACCUUUUGGAAAAGUCGUUCUCGUUCUUUUCCUUCUCAUCUUUGCAUUUUCUUUUCUUCUUCUUUUUCUUUUCUUUUCUGUAUUUGAUUUCUUUUUCCUUUCUCACGUUGAUGGAAACUGGGGGGACAGGUCGCUGUGCAUUCAAUUCGGAAUCAUGGCAACAGGGAUGGUAACUUUUGAUGGCUAGCAUGGGUUUUAUUGGGCUCCUCACGAAAGGGCAUGGGUGAAUGCAUUCAUGUUCAUGCUGGGUUCUGGAAGGGUUCGAAGAGGAUGUGUUCCUUCCGAGUCAUUCUUACGAACCAAUGCUAGGAGGUUAACGACA
Messenger RNA from Aureobasidium subglaciale EXF-2481, 530 nucleotides. RefSeq lists its product as uncharacterized. The record is from RefSeq and is a predicted model, not a curated record. NCBI's taxonomy places the organism in Eukaryota, Fungi, Ascomycota, Dothideomycetes, Dothideales, Saccotheciaceae. The coding region runs from base 111 to 395 and encodes 94 amino acids. The transcript is spliced from 2 exons.